Molecule: messenger RNA, 831 nt
Organism: Durusdinium trenchii
Lineage: Eukaryota; Dinophyceae; Suessiales; Symbiodiniaceae
Source: the annotation of a GenBank genome assembly
AUGGCAGCUCGCGAAAGAUGCGCCGCAGCUUGGCCGAUUGCGACCAUUGGCCUCGCCAUGGCGUACUUUCAAUUCCCGAUCACCUUCAGUGCGGUUGGACCGCGACAGCGCCUUGAGAGGACAGAAGAUUGCAUCAAAGCUUUGGCUUCGAAUCCCAAGGUGAGACGUGUUUGUGUGAUCUUCCGACAUGGUGAGAAGGAGGUCUCCGAUGAAGACAUGCAGAAAGAUGACCAACCCGAUGAGGGUUUCUGGAAGCGGCAGCAUGACGCUGCAUUGACUCAAAGAGGACUUCAAGAAGCCGAAGCCUUCGGGGCAAAGCUGUCUGAUAUCUUGGUUUCUGAAGGUCAAAUGCAAUGCGUUGGGCUUUUAACGAGUCCAGUUCCCCGAUGCCAUGCGACUAUGGCUGCCGUCCACACUGCAUUGAAGGGCCAAAACUGCCUCGAGGUUGAAAGCUCUUCUGCCUGGAUGAAUGGAACUCACAUGCCCGGCCAAGAAGAGGAAGCUGCCGAGGCUUUUUGGGCAAGGGGAUGGCGACCCGUCGUCGAUGAUCUCGCAGCUGGCAAGCAGAUCUUGGGCUUUCGACCCUUGGAGGAAUGUGUCCAGACACUUCGUGACACGUGUGAUCUUUCAGGAAGGACAAGACGGAGCAGAAGUGAAGAGACGGAGUUGUUCUUGGUUUGUACCCAUGAUGUCUAUCUCUAUGCUUUGGCAGCUUGGUUUUCAAAAGGUCGGAGGAAGAUGCCCGACUUUCUGGAACAGGCUGUUUGGUGGGUUGAGGGCGACACUGAACAUUUCUAUUAUGAUGGUGAAGAAUUCUCCAGUGAGUUCUAG